Messenger RNA from Sitodiplosis mosellana (orange wheat blossom midge), 1239 nucleotides. RefSeq names its product solute carrier family 25 member 45-like. The coding region runs from base 176 to 1120 and encodes 314 amino acids. Gene Ontology annotation, cellular component: mitochondrion. Gene Ontology annotation, biological process: mitochondrial L-ornithine transmembrane transport. The transcript is spliced from 8 exons. Gene Ontology annotation, molecular function: high-affinity L-arginine transmembrane transporter activity. The record is from RefSeq and is a predicted model, not a curated record. Lineage: Eukaryota; Metazoa; Arthropoda; Insecta; Diptera; Cecidomyiidae.
AUCCAUUUGAUCGUUUGCCAUGCAUUCGGGCGCCAUUCACACGUCGUUAUUUUUCUCAUUCUCAGUUUAAUUGCGGAAAUAGUGCAAUUUAAGAAAAUCUUUGCUCAUUUUGUAUUCAAAUUUUGCGUUAUUUUCCUUCAUUUCAAGAGACAUUCAUUGAAUAGGCUGAAUAAAAAUGGUGAUUGUUUACUGCGAUUUUAUUGCGGGUUGUAUUGGUGGUGCUUGUGGAACCUUGAUGGGCCAUCCUUUGGAUACGAUAAAAACAUGGCAACAGUUUGGAAAUCGACGCAUCCGCAAAUCAGUCUAUGACAUUAUCAUACAAAACAAUGGAUUGAAUGGUUUUUUCCGUGGAAUGGCCUUCCCAAUGCUGUCCAGUGGCAUUUUGAAUUCCAUUUUGUUUGGCGUUUAUGGCAAUGAACUUCGUCGCUUGCAGAAUAUCUGCACCACAAACGAUGAACGCCGCGAUGAAUGGGCACAGAAUGUAUUUUUAGCUGGCUCGACCGCAGGUCUCAUUCAUGCAUUUUUCGCUUGUCCCAUUGAAUUAGUGAAAAUCCGGUUACAAACACAAAAUCAUUACAAUUUCUAUCGGCGCUAUGAAAAACAAGGUCCGAUUGAGUGCAUCAAAAAUGUGUAUCGUAACGCAGGUUUGAUUGGAUUCUACCGUGGAUGGACGCCAAUGAUUUGCCGGGAUGUUUUCCCAUACGGAAUUUAUAUGUUGGUUUAUGAAUACGCUACAAAAGCACUUGCUUGCUCAGAAUGGGUCAUAGAAAAAAGGAAGCAAUUGAAGAAUCUUCAGAAGGGUGAUAAAAAGUACACAUAUAUCGACAUUUCAAUUCCUAUUUUAUCCGGAGCCUUUGCUGGUUUCAUGUCGUGGAUUCUGGUGAUUCCAUUCGAUGUGAUAAAAACUAUUGUACAGGCUGAAACUAAUCCAUAUAAAAAUGGUGGUAUGGCUCAAAUAUUCAAAGCAAAGACUCUUAAAUAUGGUUGGAAAGUGUUUUUCCGUGGCAGUUGGAUAAUUUUGGUUCGAUCACUACCCACAAAUGCAGCCACAUUUCUAGGAUACUCGUUUGCCUUAGAGCAAUUCCAAGUGAUAUGCAACGUAAAACCGCUUGACAAUUGAAUUGUGAUAAUUUGUGUAUAAAAUUAACUAUUUUGCUUCAGGGAAUAAAUAAAAUGUAUUUCAAGCAGGAAAUAAAUUCGUUUAAAAUAAAGUUGAAUUGAUGGAAAAUUUUAGUUACU